Molecule: messenger RNA, 21291 nt
Organism: Porites evermanni
Lineage: Eukaryota; Metazoa; Cnidaria; Anthozoa; Scleractinia; Poritidae
Source: the annotation of a GenBank genome assembly
AUGACAACUGUUUUUCUUUCAGGACGUUGCUUUCUAACAGCAUAUACGUGCGCGAAUUGUUGUAAUAGUUUUACUCUUCAAUGAACAAUAAACUUUAAAAAACUCAACGAGUCCGGUACUUUUCUUCUAAAACUAAACUAACAACCAAACAGUUUUAUUUCAGGAACGUCGAUCAGCCUUUUUUGACCAUUUUCGGCUUUGAACCAUCUUUUACUCUGGAUAGAGUGGAAGAAUAUUUUUUUGGGGCGCUCCCUUUUUGCAAGAUUUUGAUUCUUUUCAAGAUGUCACCUUGAGUUCGCCUUUCCUAGAAGAAACUGAAGAUACAUCCCGCACGAUGUUUCCUCUCCGUGAUACUUUCUGUUCUACGGUUUGGAUGCGUUUGCGAUCUUAGACGAAAAGCUUAUUGUAAUUUUGUUGCAUUGAAUGAACAAUAAAAUAUUUAAAACAUAGGCUUUGUGCUCAGUGUUCUUCUUUUAAAACAAUACUAACAAUCUAAAUAGUUUCAUUUCAGCAACGUCAAAAAUAAACUUUCAUCACGAUUUCGUAAUUUACCAUCGUUUCUGCUAGAAUGGAAAACAUCGCACGACCACAAUUUUUUUUGGCAAGCUCCAUGAAGACUGCUUUUUUGUGCCCCUUUUGGUUUCGUCUUAGAAGAAACUUGUGUCAUCCUUUUGGGCGCGCCCAACUCUCAAGAUCUCGUAGAACAGCAACCAUUGGCGAAUUGUCUCAAGAUCCUUACUUUUUGUACUGCACUUUGGAUGCGUUCUUGAAGAAACGCGUAGCUCCGCCUUGGGAAAAAGAGUUAAGUCUCUUGCUGAAGGUAAGGAAAUGAUCUGUAGUUGAAAACCUUUUAACAUCCAAGUGAUAUUUUUCGGCUUUCAGAUCUCGCAGGUGACGUCAGUACUGGUGACUGCACUUCUCGGUUCUUUAAAAAGCAACUGAAGCAAAUGGCAUACGUAAGUAGAGCACAAACUGUAAGUAAACUAUGACUCAAACAAUGGACAGAGGAGUUGCUUAAUCAAGAGGCUAUUUAUCUAUCAACGUUGGAAGCGGACCAUGUACGGAUGAUUUAAUCCUCCAUAGCUAUCACACCUAUUUGUACGCACAGACAUACGAAUCUUGAUCCCAUUCCAAUAGUACUAUGCAGACGACUAUCUAUUUAUAGCAAUUCCUUUGAUACUAAAUUGCUUUGUUGUAAGUUUGAGUUUAUUACAGAUGAAUAGAAUGUUUCUGAAAGUACCAUAUCCAGCAUGCCUUCUCCAGUUUCUGGCGAGCCUCCUCAGGACGAAUCCAAACACCCAAUCAGAAAAGGACUGGAAGAGCAGAAGUUCGUACCUAAUCCUCGUCACAACAGGUAAGCUUGGUCUCCCUUGCAUCUGUUUUACGCUCGUCACGUAACGCUCCUCCCCUUUUCAAUUGGUAUAAAAUCAUAACAGCGUGUUGGGGAGGAGCGUUGCGUGACGAGACAAAAGCGACUGCGAGGGAGACUAGGUAAGCUUUUGUUUACGUUCAAACCCCUUAAGUCCCAAGAGUGACCAACAUCAAUUUUCUCUUAACAAUUUCAGUGCAUAGUCACGUAGAAAGGAUAUAAGAAUUAAUGAAAUGAUCACUAAAGAAAAUAUGCUUUGAUCUUUUAACAAAUUGUAGCCUGCGUAGCAGGUGCUUGGAAGUAGUGGGCGAAAGAAAGAACGGGCGCGUGCGAGGGAGACACGCGGGCUAAACAAAUUCUCUCAACCAAUUUUUCAAUAAAUGUAUGGAGGCCAGUCUGGAGAAUUUAUAUGUUGAUCUUUGGGGCUUAAAGGGUUAAGGGUCAGGAAUUUCGCAGCCUGAAAGUCUUUUCCAGUCUCUUCGCGGCGAAUACCACUUUAAACUAAACGAACAUUUUGGUUUCCUUUGAUAGAGAAUAAGUCAAAAGAGACAUGAACUUGAGAAAGGUUUAAAAUUUACAUGUUACACAAUUUCAGUGAAAACCAGUUUCUGUACACAAGUUCAUAACUACGUGUGAGUAAAAUUUAACAAAUUUUUUUCUUCAAGAACAGUCACUUGAAUACUUGAUGUGUCAUUUAAAGGCGAUUGAAAAUGACUGACCUAGAGCCUUCUCAAUUCUUCUUAAUUAAUGCUAACGAAGCUGAUCUCACAGGCUAAUAAGUAACUCAUAACCAGCAGUAACCUUCUAACGCUUGAAGAAUUUUAGAAGUUCUGGGUGAGUCCUAGGCUAAAAAUUGUUUUUUUUAAUAUUGAGAAAAUGAUAAGAAAGAGUUUCUUUGAAUAUGUACCCUUUUUUCUAAUCGGCGUUUUUUAAACAAUAGGAGCAGAGACAGAAGGGAAUAAGUGGGCUGGUAUCGACCACACCCUUUCUACUAUCUAUUACCUAACAUGCAAAAAAGAUUGCAGUGUCUUAGCUUUGAAACCUUCAAAACACUGUUCCAAUUAUUAUCAACUGGUUCAUUCACGCAGAUUAGAAACGAGUAUUACUUUUUGAGAAAUAAUGCAACCUUCCUAUGAAAUAAGAAUUCGCGAUUUCUUUCAGAAAACAAUCAUAUCGAUAGGAGAAAUGUUUUAGUACCUCGGGUAAGGUAGAUUUUACUUGUUGUCUUAUAUUAACCUAUAAUGUUCUGAGAGACACUACAUUCUAGAUCAAGCAAGAUCCGAACCAUGAGCAGGAACAAUGACGUCAUUCUCUAUGUGACAUGCAUCUUAAUGGACGUAUCGACGAGAUCACUGGGCGCCUAUAUAACAGAGGUGAGAGUUGGGACUCCAAAUGUUUUUUUCCCCUUCCAUUUGUUAAUAUGCCUACCUUGAAACAUUCGGAGAUGCAAAUUGUUGAGCUUGGAAUAAAUGGUAGGCUUUGAUGGGUUUCCAUGGAAAUCACCACCAUCGUUUACGUAACGGUAAUCCAUCUCUAAAAAGAUUAAAGAGAAGCCAUCUCGGAAAUCAGAUGGUGGUGCUGUGUUUUGUACUUAAGAUGGCAAUCUACUCACAAGUAUUAGAAGUAAACCGCGAGAUGAUUUUAUAGAUUCAAACCCAUGGUUUCUUUAAGGAUCAAUUGGCUAUUCAGUCAAAAAUACUUGUCAAUAAGUGGCAGGAAAUUUAAGAAAAUUAUUUCUGGCAAAUCCGAGGUUUUAGUGAGAUUCAAGCGCAUACACCAGCGCAUGACGACACAAGAACCAGCAGUAACAAAAGGUGCAAUUUAGCUCAAUUUGUAAGCAGCCGGUUGAGAAAAACAAAGGCAUAUAAUAAAUUGUUUAAACCUAAAUGAAAAUAUUCCCGUGCUGUUAAUGCAUUGUUCUCGAGAAGUAUUGUAUUUAGGUCCUGGAGUCAGUACCAGAUGCUUGUCAAAGGACUGAGGCAGGAUGUUCCUACGUCACUGAUUACUGGCAAAACGUUGAACGAAGCUGCAGGAUUAAAAGUAAGUUGGCCUUCAAGGCAGGUGUAUUUUGCAGUGCGAACGAUGAUACUAUCAAUUACUAUAAAUUUUCUCCCGCCAUCUUGGACGUUGAAACUAACAGAGUUAGGACGAGUGAAAAAUGAUUCCGAGGGAGUGGUUUACAGGUUGAAAUAGCGGUGGGGAGGGGGAGGGGGAUGAGAGGAACCCCCCUUGAACCUUUCGUGAAAAAACGCUUGCUCUGCAAGCUGAACAAAAGUCUGCUGUCAGGUUUCCUUCCAUAUUAUGCUUUUAUUCUCGCUUCCCACUGGUUAGUCGUGACUGAAAAAGAAUAUCUCAACCGUGCUGCUACUUUCAGAAAGCAGUGAUUUGUUUUUAUCUUUAUUCUAUCCAAUCACAUUCUACCACCUGGUACGAGUCUAAAAUGACGGCGCGGGCGCAAAAAAAGGAAACUUAAGAGAGUUACAUCCUUUUUAACUGUACACUUUUUUGUCUCAACAGCCGGCCAGGAAGCUGAGAUACACCUCCGUGUGCACGUACAAUUUUACAGCUUAAGGAACAAAGUGGAUGUCCAAUCAUUGGGUGAUUGUCAACACUGAAUUUGUUUUAGACUAUCUUGUCGUGUAGGAUAAACCGGGAAAAGUUGAACUUGUAUGAAAUACUUAAGAUUCUAUGGAAUAUAUAAGAAUUUUAUGUGAAAAUAACAAAUUUGACGUGAAUGCCAAGUCACAGGGUAGUGAAGACGAAUUGGAUAAUUAUCGUUCAAAUAGGAGAGGAUUUCACUUUUCCGGGAAGAGUGCCUGUUGUUGUCUGAAGUACUUACAUCUGUUUCGAGGUCGCGCGCGCACGAGGGGCUUGUUCCCUCGCUUGCUCUGUAAAACGCUAAGCAAAAAACGCUAAUAGGCAUUUCCCACGCAGGCUUAAUCAAAGUUGACGUCGCGCGAAUUUUGUCGGAAAGUGAAAUCCGCUGUCAAAAUAACUUAAAUUACUUGGAACUACAGUAGGUUCCUUAGUUUAGUUUGGGAGUCGUAAACCACUGCAUCAAGAAAGAUCAGUAAAGUUUGAUUCUAAUCGCCUCUCCGGCAGAAUAAGUUCUUCACCGUGCAAGUCCAAUUUGAACCUUAAAGAAAUUUGAGCGACUUAUAAAGUAAUAUCGAUUUUCAGAACCAUUUGGAACAUGCUUUGAAAUUCACUUACAAAGUAAUUUUUCUUUUUGCUCCAGUCAAUGUCUUAUCAUGAGGUCAUAUUCGGAGCGUAACGAACUCAAUCGGGGCAGCUAAAUAGUAAUGGGCCAAUCACAGGUGUCGUUCACGACCAAAUUAAGGAGUUUGACAUGGACAUUCGUAAUCCAACCAAAGGAGGGAUAAUUUUUUUUUCCAAUUUCAAAGGGACGGUAGCCCUAAUUGGGUUCGGUUGCACUAAUCAAAUUCAUUCCUUUUACACUUUCUCAUUCCUCAUUCCCCCAGCACCCACCCAGGUCAUGAAAAUAUUCUUUCCCCGUCACCUUCAAAUAAAGGAGCCAACUCCCUUUAAAAUAUCAAUAAUACAGGAUAAAGGCGACGCGAGGUGAUACAUACUUCCGUGAGAAGCCAGCAAAAUAAGACUGGUCUCCUUCGUUUUCCAAAAUCAUCUUUGUAAAGAGCGGAAUUUGCAGGCGCGUGUCUUUGCUUUUGCUUUGUCAAGAUUCUGAUUUUGGUCUCGAUGGUAAACGGAUUUGGGCGUGUCUUGUAGCAAAUAAAGUUGAAAGGCCAAGUUCAGAAAUAUCCUUUAUUGGUCAUGAUCAUGUACAUAAGCUCUCUAAGGAUGUUUCUGCACUUUCCCCCUUUUUCAACUGGUAUAAAAUUUUUAUAGCGUCAUCUCGUGUAAAGCCAAGGUUCAUUGUAGGUUUCAUGGUAAAUAAGACCCUCGUACAUAACCACGAUUCCUGCACAUUUUCUCGAGCUUAAAGUUUGAGUACUUUUUGAGUGGGUAUAAAAGCAUCGGCGAUAAUAUGGAAGAAUUUUAGACAUAUUGUUUCUUAGGUUCAAAAGGACUUGACAUGUAGGAUUAUUUCUAAAUUCGUAGAUAGACGGACAAGAUCUUGCUAUAGCUUCUGCUUUCCGAGCGCUAGCCUUAAUUGCUGUGGUUCACGACUACCUUUUAGGUGGUUGAGCGUUGUAUUAUUAUUCACAUGCUGACUAGGCCAGUUUGCAUGCCAUAUCUUGAUUUGUAUGGUUUUUGUGAUUUUAAGUAAUUUUUUUUGUAUUUACUCUCUGCCCGUGAGUGGCUUGAUAGCAAUCUAUAUUGCUGUUCUCUGAAUGUAAGAGUGAUUUAAAUAUGGUCAGGACUACGAGGUCCUACUACUACGCAGCAUUACAGUGUAUUUCAUUGUUUUAUUUUGUUGAAUAGUACGUAUUUAGCACUAGUUGAUGAUAGGUACUGUUUUGUGGAUGUAUUAAAUAACAUCAUUCCAAGGAUCUUUCCAGUUGUUAGUAAAUCAAUAUUCGAUGGUUUGAGGUAGAAAUUAAAGCCUUUUAAAGAAAUAAAAGUGCUCCAAAUUUGGUAGAAAUUAUAAAAACAUAAAUUUGAUGUGAAAAUCCAUGCAGUAGUUGAGUUUACAUUUGUACCUGAAAGGUUAUUCCUGUUGAGUUAAAAGUGGAUGCAAGAGCAGCUUUCUGAGCUUGCACUAUACUGACGCCUCUUAUGAUAAGCGUUAACAUUCUAAUUCAAGAAGAUUUUACCUUUGAUCUUUGUUUAAUUUAAAAAAGUGUAACAUUGAAAUUUGGAAUUGGGAUUAAAGUGUACAAAAUGAACUUGUUAUCCCGUCUUUCAAUCAACGUAAAGCGGUUAAUGUGGUUCAAAUGACGUGAGUUUUGGAUGUCGUUUACUUAUUAAAACAGGCAAGAGACCUUUCCCACGUUUCACUUCUGUGUAAACACACAAUGAAACGAAAUCGUAGCUUGCAUGGACAAUUUCAUACAAAUCACUUAGGCCCCAUCCACACAAAUCCGAAUACUUUUUUGAGGACCAAUAGAAUGUUCGGAUUGGUGUGAAUAAGGCCUAAAUUUUGUCACCAAGUCUCGAGUUGUUGCUGAUUUGUUCAUCAAGAACGCUGCAAAGGUCUAUAACUAGGGUUAUAUCAGGGCUAGGGCGUGCCGCGUUUUCAAGUAGUCCUUGGUCUCUUUAUCAAAUCAGGGUAAGGGCGAAGUCUGAUAUAAAUGUUCUUUUUUCUACUUAUAAAAAGAAAAAUUCGUUUUAACAUGAAGGGUUCUCAGUUUGAAAGUAUGGGUCAGUUUUGCAUGAAGCUCGAAAAUGACUUUCACCAAGUGAUUCCAUUCAACUGAAAUUGGUUGCCUCAUGUAAGACAGUCUUGGGUUCUGAGUUCCGGAUUCUUUGUUAGUCCUUAGAAACUAUCCCAGAAACAAUUGCGGCACGCAUUUCAGCUCCAGUUCCCUUCUCGUGUCUAAAGUGGCUGAGUCAGCAGAUAACACAUCCCCUCGAAUACAUAUAUUUUAAAAUAAUUAUAGGUAAUAGCAUGAUUUUUAGCGAUAUUUGGCAUAAAUACCAUGAGUGAUAUUUCGAAAUUGUCUGAUAUGUAAUUUCACGAGCCGUUAGGCGAGUAAAAUUUGAGACAAUUUUGAAAUAUCUCUAGUGGUAUUUAUGCCAAAUAUCACCUACAAAUCAUGAUAUUAUUUGUUUAUACUACUACCCGCAAAAGUUUUGUAAUUUUCACAUGUAGGUAUUUCAAAUUAAGCUGAAAUACCACUGCUCUAAGCCAAUUAAAUUGCAGAAAUUUCUCACGUUGUAGUAUAAAAGUAAACUGAUCCUUACCAGGGGCACCCAACGUCAAUUUUCGAAAAAUAUCUGUUCGGAAGACGAUUUAAGAUCUAGAAUUUCGGAACAUUUGUUGUAAAAUUUCUUGCUUGCCUGCCUCUCCUACGAAUUUCGAACAUCUUACAAAUGGUAUAAUUGCCCAUUUUUAACGGAUUUUGACCCUAAAUUUUCGGGAGCCUUUUUUCUGGCUGAAAUUUUCGAAAAGGUAAGUUUUGAUCCCUAUAAUUUUCAGAUCAAUAGACUUUCAGCUAGGAAAUCCGAACAGAUGAAAAAUUUUUAGGGGAUAAAAAUAUGCCGGCCUACAUCUACCGUUUAAAUACUAAAAUACGUUAAACAAUGCUAUGUUUCAGUGGUUUUGAACUAUAUUCUCGUUGGGUGCCCCUGCCUUACGGCAGGAAGAGUGAUAAAAAAAAGUAAGAAAGGAAGCAAAAAUAAAAUGGUGUAUUAUAUUUGUCCGAUAUUUCGGUUUGCAACACAAACCUUCAACGGUGGCUAAAAAAGAAAAAUGAAUACAGAUUCAAUAUGAACGUUACAUAUGCGAGAUUUGAAUCCAUAGCAAACAGAAACUGAUAGGCUAUUAACUGCUACUAAGAAAAUAAAUAUCACUAAUUGAGUUCAUUUUGUCUAUUAUACCGCGCGGGGUUCUAAGCUUUUAGUUGUCAAUGAGGUGAGCCUCGCGUGCCUUCUGACAAAGUCACGGUUGGUACGGAUUAGUUCUAAGGGAAAAAAAGGACGUUAUAGAGUGAUCGGUUGAUCAAAAUGUUCAGAGACAGGAGGAGUAGAAUUUGUAAGGUGGCCAUACCACCAUGAGGGGCUAUAGCAAGUUCCCGGGCUAACUAGCGGAGGGCUAACUCACUACCCUGCCAAACCACUGGCUUCAAUCAGUCUGACAGAUACUGUAACUAAAUGAACUGUGCAAGCUCAUGGAGAAAGAGAUCAGUGAAACUGACUUACCGGUAGACUAUUAAAAAACCUGUCUGACUGCUGAGGUUCGAUUGCCGAGUUCACCACUGUGAAAUCACCAAUCAGAAACACACAAACUGUCCAUGCCUUCGGUAUACACUUCCCCGAAAGGAACCUUUCUAUUUUUAACAGCAGAGAAAUUUGGCUAAAGGCUAAUUUCGUGCGCUUUUCGGCGAAACGAGAAGGUGAGGCGAAAGUGAGUUUUCACGCAAGACAUCAGUACAGUACAUGCUCCAUUUGAGCCAUACAUUCCCAUUUUUGUCACGUGUCCAUGAGUGUUACCAAGGCUCCUGAGUGUUAAUUUAUCGGGUUGUGUGGGGGUGGGGAGAGGGAGAGAGGGGGGGAGAAGGAAUUCUUACGCCAUUAUAGUUUUCAAAAGAACACUGGAAAUCUUUGUGACGGACUUGUAUUUCUAAGGAGAGGGGGGUUAUAUUGGAUAACUACUUACAACUAAUUUCUGGUCAUUUUUCCAUAUUUGGUUUGGUUGUCUUUGUGCUCAAUUCUCUUCUGGAAAUUGCGAAAUUGCGAGACAACGGAGUCGUGAAAAUUUGCCAUUUUGUCCCUAAAGCCUCGAAGUGAUAUUAGGACUUUAAUAUAUCGAACGUGGGCGGAAUACUUCGCAGACAUUGCACCUCUUCAAUUCAAACAGCACAGCAAAACCGGAAACGGAAGCAAGCAGAGAAAUCCCCAAACCACAUAAAUCAAUAAUAAUAAUAAUAAUAAUAAUAAUAAUAAUAAUAAUAAUAAUAAUAAUAAUAAUAAUAAUAAUAAUAAUAAAACCGAAAACCGAGGUUCUCGAAAAGAACCUGCAGUCGCUGUCACUUAAGUCGAAAAACUACAAAUUUUAACUGAGAGCAAAAACCAGCAAACGAUCCCUUUAUUAGAGUUCUUCGAGACAUUUUCCUGUAAAUUCCAACUUUGCGAGAUUGGAUGGCGGUUUAUGGUCUUCAAACGUAACAUCAAAAUUGAUAUCAGCUUCAAUUCAUCCUCCAAGGCGCAAGCAAGCCAUGAUCAAUGGUUUUAGAGCGAUUUUUCCCAAGCGCAGUUUUUAAGCCUCAAAGACACUAAUUUGUAACAGCAACUAUUAUUCAGUAUCAAUGGAUUCUAUGAACACUCACCACCUUCCCAUUCUCUCUCUUCACACCUCGCUUAGAAGUGCCGGAUUAGACUGGCUUAUCCUUUGUGGCCAGUUGUCAGUCAUAAGGUCCAAGAAGGUGUUGAAUGUCACCAAUCGUGUUGUUAUUUGAGAUUGAGUUUUCCGGCCCUGUCAAAAUGCGUCGCACCUCUGCAUAUUGUUUAGUUGUUCAAGCUGUAAUAAUUUGGCAAGCGCCAAAUAACUCGUUCGCUGAACAACUCGCGUCUGCCUUUCAUACUACAGCGUAUUUAAGUCUAAAUCACAAGAUUUGCUCCAAUAACUUACGUCGAAAGCACUGUACUAUUGUAAGAUCCAAGCUGCUGUUUGUAAUCACUAAUCAGCCCCGAGGACAGUAAUGAAAGUGUUACUUCAUAACAAGGAGCUAUGGGAGAAGUUCAAGGAGCACCAGACCGAAAUGAUUGUUACAAAGGAGGGAAGGUAUGCUUUGUAUUCUCACACAGUCCAUAAGUAAGAAUAUUACUACUUCAAAAACUCUUAUUUACUUAUUCAAAAUCUGAAAGAACUCAAAUCAGUCAAAUCCAGAGCCGAAGUCACGCGCACUUUCGUAUGGAAGUGGUCGAAGUGGGAAAUUUGUGGCUAAUGGUUACGCGGUUUCUUUCUAGUCGUACUUCAGUCUGUUAAUCGCAUCGAGGAGUGCUAUUCACUUAAUAAGCAAAGGUCAAUGAUUUUCAGUCGAAAAAUUCAACUUAAAUGAAAAAAACUCUCGUCUAAAGUCGGUUUUGUUGGACUGCCUCAAAGUCUUCAUAUGUUCAGUGAUGACAGAUGUGACCAAGGUUCAAAAACUGUCUGUUUGUCAGUCAUUGUGACAUCUGCCAUCAAUUCGCGUGAUGUGCGAAAAAUUAUUCUCAAGCCAUAAAUAGCUUUGGUCACAAAACACACUUUUUACCCACGAAAAAUGAAAACAUUNGCCGGAUUAGACUGGCUUAUCCUUUGUGGCCAGUUGUCAGUCAUAAGGUCCAAGAAGGUGUUGAAUGUCACCAAUCGUGUUGUUAUUUGAGAUUGAGUUUUCCGGCCCUGUCAAAAUGCGUCGCACCUCUGCAUAUUGUUUAGUUGUUCAAGCUGUAAUAAUUUGGCAAGCGCCAAAUAACUCGUUCGCUGAACAACUCGCGUCUGCCUUUCAUACUACAGCGUAUUUAAGUCUAAAUCACAAGAUUUGCUCCAAUAACUUACGUCGAAAGCACUGUACUAUUGUAAGAUCCAAGCUGCUGUUUGUAAUCACUAAUCAGCCCCGAGGACAGUAAUGAAAGUGUUACUUCAUAACAAGGAGCUAUGGGAGAAGUUCAAGGAGCACCAGACCGAAAUGAUUGUUACAAAGGAGGGAAGGUAUGCUUUGUAUUCUCACACGGUCCAUAAGUAAGAAUAUUACUACUUCAAAAACUCUUAUUUACUUAUUCAAAAUCUGAAAGAACUCAAAUCAGUCAAAUCCAGAGCCGAAGUCACGCGCACUUUCAUAUGGAAGUGGUCGAAGUGGGAAAUUUGUGGCUAAUGGUUACGCGGUUUCUUUCUAGUCGUACUUCAGUCUGUUAAUCACAUCGAGGAGUGCUAUUCACUUAAUAAGCAAAGGUCAAUGAUUUUCAGUCGAAAAAUUCAACUUAAAUGAAAAAAAACUCUCGUCUAAAGUCGGUUUUGUUGGACUGCCUCAAAGUCUUCAUAUGUUCAGUGAUGACAGAUGUGACCAAGGUUCAAAAACUGUCUGUUUGUCAGUCAUUGUGACAUCUGCCAUCAAUUCGCGUGAUGUGCGAAAAAUUAUUCUCAAGCCAUAAAUAGCUUUGGUCACAAAACACACUUUUUACCCACGAAAAAUGAAAACAUUGUCGUUUAUUGACCGCUGUCAUUCAUACAUAUGUGUACAAAUUAAAAACGUUUACGUUCAAUGAAUGGCGUAUUAAAUGCACGACCUCGCUCCCGAGUCAAACACUUCAACAUUUGAUUUUGACCAUUCCGGAAUUUUAGUUCUCAUUAUUGAUAACUAAUGACGUGAUGGCACAUAAAUAAACGACAUCUGGUUUUGAAAUCUUAUAAAAUUUGAGAAAAGGUGCUUUGUCUUCGACUUACGUGGAUCGUCUGCGCGGUGAUAUCAAUCAACAGACUGUUGGUUGGGGUGUUUAUAAACCAUCCCUUUUUUUAAUCGUCGAGAAAGCUUGUUCCCAGAGCUUGAUUUUCCUUGGUGCUCUAAUAACUUUUUCUAUAAGCGAGGAACGUGCGUCGAGAGUCUCAUAGUCGUUUUGUCUGUUUUUAAAGUGUUAGACUCUGCUCGCAGGGUAGAACUUUUGCGUAGUGGCUAAAGAACAUUAUCCCUGUAAAGCUGCAGAUGUGAUAAAUAACAUAACUCGGUUACAACCAGUUUUGUGUGUGUAUGUGUGUAUGUGUGUGGGGGGUAGGGGUGGGGAUUUAAUUGUCCAAAGACAAAUGAGUCUUGAUUUACCAGAUUACUGUGUGAAGCCUAGAAAGUUCCUCUCGACUUUAUGGGUACUUAAUCUCGCGAACUUGCCAGGGUGAGACAAUAUUUCGCGGGGGUGUGUUUGCGCAAUUUAAGUACCAUUAAGGUACCUCAAAAAUUUCGCAACAUUUUAACACUUUGUACACCACUCAGUUAAAAUAAAGCAUCGUUAACUGAGACUUUUGUCUCUUUCCUCUUUUUGUAAGCUUUUUAUUAGCACUGUCUGCGUCAAGAUGAUAAUCACUUUUCGUGCAUUUAGCACAAGGUAGAGAAAACACUUUCUGGUCUUGUGAUUAUUUAUGCUUAACGUUGAUUAAUCAAUUCGAGUUUUGAGCAGGUCCAGUGAAGGUCCAGUCUAACUUAUUUUCUACACAUUUGCCUAUCGAAAUCGCGAAAGUAAAACUACACGAAAUCAGUACUAUCUCGCCAAAUUCGCGAAAUUAAUCACAGGGGAAUCUCGAUAUAACGAACCUCUAUAGAACAAGGUUCUCGGAAUAACGAACAAUUUUCUUUACCCCAGUUAUAGAAAAAGAAAAAAAGAACCUGGAUAUAAUGAAACUUNUUUAUGCUUAACGUUGAUUAAUCAAUUCGAGUUUUGAGCAGGUCCAGUGAAGGUCCAGUUUAACUUAUUUUCUACACAUUUGCCUAUCGAAAUCGCGAAAGUAAAACUACACGAAAUCAGUACUAUCUCGCCAAAUUCGCGAAAUUAAUCACAGGGGAAUCUCGAUAUAACGAACCUCUAUAGAACAAGGUUCUCGGAAUAACGAACAAUUUUCUUUACCCCAGUUAUAGAAAAAGAAAAAAAGAACCUCGAUAUAAUGAAACUUCGUUUUAGCAUACGUGUUUUGCCAGUCCCUUGAUCCUUCGUUAUAUCGAGGUUCCACUGCAUCCCCGAAAAAAAUGAAGCGGUAUCUGAGUAUUAUAUGAAGAAUUAUGGAAAUCGAGGGGAGCAUCUGCAGUUGAUACCCAUCAAGAGCGUUUCUUCCAAAACUUUUCUGAAGCUUUGCACUACAAAGCCACCGAGCUGCUACCCUUGCGUUACGUCAUUCGUCCAAAAAUUCAUCCUUGCCUAACAUUAUCCUGACGUCAUUCGUCCAAUUAUUUUCCUAUUAUUGGACAACUAACUUUGAUCUUUAAAAUUCUAUCAACGGUAGUGCUUUAUGAAAACUUAGCCGGGGGUUUAAGGCCAAACAGAUUUGGCUAAAUCAUUUUGAAAGAAUGAUAAUUGCUUGUCUCCUGUUUCAGGCGAAUGUGUCCAAUGGUUUCAUUGACAUUCGAAGAUCUUAACCCAAAUAAAGUGUACGCUGUAAUGGUAGACUUCGUGUUUGCAGAUAAUUACAAAUACUGCUUUGAUACGUCCUUAAAUUGUUGGGUCCCCUGGGGCGUGAUUCAUGAGGAAGCUUUUUCCAGAAUGUACCUUCACCCGAAAACGCCUUCGACUGGUGCUAUUCUUAUGAAAAACGGGCUUGGUUUUGGAAAGCUGAAAUUAACUAACAGUGAGAAGAUGGCUUGGAGUUCUAAUCAAGUAAGUUAAUGCUGUCUAGAAUAGCUUUCAAGCCAAGAGGAAAAGUUCUCAACAUCAGUGGCUUCACAGCUCAGUUGGUUAGAGCAUCGCACGGGUAUCGCGAGGUCACGGGUUCAAAUUCCCUUGAAGUCCUGAAUUUUUUUCAGGCUUCUACAGGAAUUUGAAGUCAUAUAAUAAACAUCUUAUUAGCCUCGUUUUUUCGGUCCGUACUAUAAAUUAAGGAUCCUUUUUUUUCCAUCGAUUUACCGGUCUCCUGCAGUUCUUCUAUGAUUUUUUUCAUAUACGUCUGUCGCAAAAGAAACAAUACAACCAAACAAUAAAGCCCCCAGGAGAACUCUAUUGUUUGGUUCCUUUGAUUCUUUUGUGAUGUCAGUACCUGCAGAAAGACCCUAAUUUUCCCUGUCAAAUUCCUGUAGUUGGAACCUCAACCACGACCGCAACCGAUUUUUGUGGUGACGGUUUUAUAAUUUUCAACUAUUUUUAACCUCCUGUAGGCGACCAAGAGAGAAUAAUUGGACAGAGAGGGAAUCUUAUGGGAGUUUCACUUAAGUUAUUUUUGAGAGGUUGUAUUUAAACGGAAGCAUAAUUCCUGAGACGUCCGCAGAAUUUUAAAUGAGUUUGAAACGUCAUCAAGUCCACUCGUGACUGCCACAAAGUUAAAAAUGCAGAAUAAAGAAUGCAGAAUAUUGUAAUGGCGACUGUUGAAUUCAGUCUUGACAAAACACUGAAUAAAAAUUUGCGAACCUUUCCGGAAACCAAUUUCCGAUUAAUUUCAAGCGUUAAAGUGGUGUAAAAAUAACUUCGAUGAAAUCCACAUAUCUUUUCUAUCCCGCCAUUAUUCUCUCUUGGGCGACCAAUUGACGCUAGGGUGAUCCUUAUGUUCGCAAAAUGAACUACGCUAUUAAGAGUAUGCGAAGACGAUUUAGUGAGAACGUUGAACUACACAUAUCGUGACUUGCGGUUAGAAACUGCAUGUAAUAAUAUUUUUAUCAAAUUUAAGAUGUCUCGGGACCCCUUCUCGAAAGAGAAUCAUAUAGUUUAAUUCUCCUAAGCGACCACCCCCUCCCCCCCCACCUCCCCGUAGGCGACCACUAAAUGUUUGCAUUUUGGGUGGUAACUUACGGGAGGUUGGACUGUAUAUCAUUCAUGAGUACCUUUUUUCUCAGGUGAUACUAUUGUACACGAUGCGUCGUUAUUUCCCGCGAAUUCACGUGAUAGAAAGUCAAGAUGGUACUUCCUUCGACUACAAGUUAAGGACGGAGUUUUGCUUCCCUGAAACUGACUUUAUUGCCGUGUCGGCAUACAGAAAUAAAGAGGUAUGCUACUUUAAUCCCACAAUACCCUGCGAGUAGUGGUUUCUUCAGGCUGGACGUCCCGCUACGAAGGGAGAGAAACCACUUGCUUUUAGAUCGAGCCGCCGUCCAGUGCCAAGAACGAGUAAAUUAACUUUGAGCAGGUUAAACCUUACGCUUAUAACUGCUGCCUUAACGCGAGCGUGCUGAGAAUUUGCGGUUUUUUAGACUUUAUUGCGAUUAUUCCUUACCACUCACUUUGUCAAAUGUAGGCGAACCAAGCUGGAGUUGUAUUCAUAGGGAGCAUAUCCAGGCUCAGAAAGAGAAAUAAAAUUUCGUCGUUGCUUGUCUGCGUUCUCCACAAAACGCGAAAUUAGGCAUUUUCACGUCGUAGUCGUGCAAAAACGGUAACGAAAAGUACAAAAAAGUGUCAUGCACGUUUCCUUAUUAAACCUAUUGUUUUCUUCUGACGUUCUCGUUGCCGUCGCGUCGUUGUAUCUAAGAGUCCCUAAUGUUUCUUUCAAAAGAAGGAAAAGUGAUGUCAUUUGACAUUUUGUCGUAGGCCGCGUCACGUGAAAGCGCAUGCUCGAUGGAAAACCAAACCGUUGCUCGAGGUGGUUUCUCUCCCUUCUAAGCGUACGGUCCGGCCUGGAGAAACCACUACUUAUUCACAGGAUAAUCCCACACCUGUGAAACGAAGUGAUCUCUUUGGUCAGGGGAAUCUUUGCUGAUGUCAGGGUUUACUUUCUGUUUAUAACCAUACGGGUUGACCCAUACCGUAUACACAAAUAUGCUAUUUCCGAAUUAUGUUUAGCCUUUAACGAAACUAAUCUUUGUUUCGUUAUUUUUCCCUAAGAUUACUAGACUCAAAAUAAACACCAAUCCUUUUGCUACUGCUUUUAGAAAAAAUGGAGUCCAUGGGCAAGCCAAACGGUAAGUUCAGACACUAAAAUUUUUUUAAAUUACUUUGCUUACCAACGACUCUUCUCAACGGCAAGAGACAUUCCAUUUUUUUAUUGUGGCAGUAGAGAUUUUUUUUUUCGCAAUGGUACGUUCGGUAUAUGGUACGAUACAUGUGGUAUGUCUUUUUUCGCAUUUUGAUGGGUUUUUUGUGCACAAUUAAGCAGAGGGUCCGAGGGCAUGCUUCCCGAGAAAAUCUGAACUUUCUGAAUAUCUCAAAUGCUGGGUUUUGGCAUUCUGGUAGGUUGUUUGCGUUGGGCGUUAUCACAGAUGUUGUCAUUGCAAAACUUGAAAGAAUUUUUUUGUUGACCCCCUCUUUUUACCCAAUGUAUUUUGCCUGCCCCCCGCCCUUGAAGCCAUUUUUUUUGGCAUGCCUCUCCCCCCUCAAAUCCCAUCAGCCCCCUCUACCUGAUAAAAAAUAAACGAUCCCUAGUACGCGAGAAUCGUCUGAAAUAUGUGACAAUAUGACCAAAUUUUCAAAAANCAUGGGCAAGCCAAACGGUAAGUUCAGACACUAAAAUUUUUUUAAAUUACUUUGCUUACCAACGACUCUUCUCAACGGCAAGAGACAUUCCAUUUUUUUAUUGUGGCAGUAGAGAUUUUUUUUUUCGCAAUGGUACGUUCGGUAUAUGGUACGAUACAUGUGGUAUGUCUUUUUUCGCAUUUUGAUGGGUUUUUUGUGCACAAUUAAGCAGAGGGUCCGAGGGCAUGCUUCCCGAGAAAAUCUGAACUUUCUGAAUAUCUCAAAUGCUGGGUUUUGGCAUUCUGGUAGGUUGUUUGCGUUAUCACAGAUGUUGUCAUUGCAAAACUUGAAAGAAUUUUUUUGUUGACCCCCUCUUUUUACCCAAUGUAUUUUGCCUGCCCCCCACCCUUGAAGCCAUUUUUUUUGGCAUGCCUCUCCCCCCUCAAAUCCCAUCAGCCCCCUCUACCUGAUAAAAAAUAAACGAUCCCUAGUACGCGAGAAUCGUCUGAAAUAUGUGACAAUAUGACCACAUUUUCAAAAAAGUAUGCUCUUGCCAGGCAGAUUCGCUCAAGCCUCACAAAUUCACAAAAAAUAACAUGGCACAAUAACAGAAUCAUCUGGCUUAGCUUUACAUAGCGGGAAGAAGAGCUGAAAAUAAAUUGACUCGUGUUAAAUUGUACGUGAUUUUUUCUUUCCUGUGAUAGGCGCCGCAUGGAGUUUAGGAGCGGUUUGAAUAACUGGAACAGCGACUUGAACGAUGAUGAUACAAGCCUCGAAGAGAGUUCCAACAACGGCGACGAUCCUGCAAACGGGCCUGAGCCAGCUGGCCCUGUUCAAAAUUAUGACAAACGAGAGUUGGAUGGAAUACGUGCAGCGAUACCUUUCCUAAAAGGUACCACACAUGACUAGGCAAUAAAUACCUCUUUAAUAUUAGCCGAGUUUUUGGUCCGUAUUGUAAAUUACAGACCGAUAAAUCGAUGGAAAAAAACGAGUAUCGGUAAUUUACAGUACUGACCGAAAGAGCGAGGCUAAUAAGAUGUUUAUUAUAUGGCUUCCUGUUUUGGGGACCGGAAACAAUUGCAGGACAAGUAGCCUGGGUAGUUGGCGGUUUUUUUAGUGUGUCUUUGUUUUGUGGUUCGCAAAGCGCGAAAGAUGAACCAAGGGCAGAUCAGAAAAUGUUGGUUCAGCUUUCGCGCGGCUGAAUCUCUUACUUUACGAAAGAAAAAACACACCAAAAAAAAGAAAAAAAAACCGCCCGCACGUUACGCAGGCUACAGGACAAGCGAUUUGGCAGUCAUUUGACAGGCGUCAGAAAAUGCAAGUUUUUGCAGAUGCAACAUGUUGAAAAAGUUUCUUCGGUCAAAACUAAGAGCUCUGUAAGUAUUCGCUUGCCAAUGUGACACUGGAUUCUUUUGAAAACCGGCCAUUGAGUCUGGCUCGAAGUCGCUUCCUUCUUUCGUUCGUUGGUCUUUGAAAAAAAAGUUCAAAUGGCAAAAAGCUUGUUAAGGUGAUUAUAGCUGCAGGUAUGUUGAAGGAAUCGCUUUUUUCCCUUAGGCAAAAACGUCUCGAAUCUCUGCCAGUAGAUGUUCGUCUUCUUAACUUUGUACUGUAAUAAAAUUUUUCAAGUAACUCAUUGUAAUCCUCUUCUUCGUUAAGAUUACGAUUUAGUUUCUUCAUCGUUUUCGUUCACAACUAAACGCAGGUUAAAAUGUUGAAGGACGAAGUCAACAUCCGAGUCCGCCUCAAGGUUGACACACAUCUUAAAACUUUCUUUAACCUUUUUUUCGAGAUAAAGAGAUUUAGAGCUGCAAAGUGAGCAUUUGAUUUUGAAAUUUUGGUGCGUGUAGCAAGUCACGGACCGCAAAUUGACCAAUCGCAUGGCGAAGACAGACUUAGCCACAUAAUAAUUAACAAUUAUUUCUCUAGCACGAAUGGGCUCUGAGUCAAUAGCCCAUGAGGCCGAAGGCUGAAUGGGCUAUUGAUUCAGAGUCCAUGAGGGCGAGAGGAAUAAUUGUUUUAGUAAAAUCCAACUAGUUGAUCAAAAAUAUCGAGAAUAAAAAACUUUUAGCUAGUUAAAGCUUGACUUUAAUCCUUUUCUGCCGCCAAAAAACCCGCGCUCUUCGCUGCUAGUGGGCUAUAACUUGUAGCCUAGUAGUAGCUCAACCAAUCAGAACGCAGCAUUUAUGAUAGACCACUGGUUGGAUUUUACUAAUAGCUGUUAUUCUCCAGACUCCCUUCAGUAAAUCGGUGUAUCUUUCAGUAUGUCUGUCAGUGAGUCGUUCACUUAGUUUUUCAGUUCUUCCAGUAGUCGACUAGUUCGUUUGCCAGUCAAUCAGCUUGUAAGUCAGCUAACCAGUGACUGACGGUCAGCCAGUUUUUAGGCCACUUAGUUAUUUACUGAGUCUAGUAGUCAGUCAGUCAACCAGUCAGCCAUCCAUCCAUCCAGCCAGCCAGCCAGCCAGCCAGCAAGUCAUUCACUUGGUCAAUCAAUCUGUCAGUUAACUAUUCAUCCAUUCAUUCAUCCUUCCAGCCAGCCAGUCAAUCAGUCAGUCAGUCAGUUAGUCAGUCAGUCAUUCAGCAGCCCGCUUUUCAGUCAGUCAGUCAACACGUCCGCCUGUCAUUCAGACAUUCAGUCGAUCAUUCAGUCCGUCAGCCAUCUCAUCCAGCCAGCCAGCCAGCCGGUCAGUCAGUCAGUGAGUGUGAGUCAGCACGUCCACCUGUCAGUCAGGCAUUCAGUCGAUCGGUCAGUCCGUCAGCCAUCUCAGCAAGCCAGUCAGUCAGUCAGUCAGUCAGUCAGCGAGUCAGUACGUCCGCCUGUCAUUCAGGCAUUCAGUCGAUCAGUCAGUCAGUGAGCCAUCUCAGCCAGCCAGUCAGUCAGUCAGUGAGUUAGUCAGUCAGCAGCCCGCUUGUUUGUCAGUCUGUCGUUUUGUUGUUACUUCGUCAGUCAUCCAGCGAGUCACUUCGUCACUCGCUGUUAUGACAGUUAAUCCCUCUUUGGUUGUUGUGCCUUUGAUUUCAUCGUACAUGCAUAAUGUUCGCAACUAUGUUCUUUGACUGUUUUUUUAAUCAUUUUUAAUAAAUGUAGAUCGACUACGAAGAGACGUGUCAUUCUUCGUUUACAAUCCUAUUUACAAUGGGAUGCCUAGCCAGGAAAAAGUGUCAAACACAACACAGGUAAUGGAAAAUCAACCCACGGAACAAAUGCCUUAUAGUAGUGAAAGAGAGGCGGAGUUAACUUGCGAAGAAUCCACAGAAUGGAUGUGGGGGUUUGACGAGCAAAUGUCACUGAGAUACUCCCCAGAGCGUCCUGAAUUGGAAGCCUUUCUCCCUCAAAAGAUAGACAAUCUUAAAGGUGCAGAUGAGGUGAACAAUGAACCAAUACAGAACAGCUGCGAUGGUGAUGCCAAGAAGAAUGGAGAUGGCGUCAAUGUCUUUGUCCAAAGUACAGUCAGCAGAAGAAAAAAGUAUCAUCCGAGAAAACUGCAAAGGACGGACGACGUUACUCCAGCAGACGGUGGCUCUUCAGCCAACGAAAAAAGGAUUCAACCAAACGUCGACGUUCCGCCUGUUACUGAAGCAACAGAAGCAGACGUACUGCAAGCUCAUUUACAAGACAGCUACUGUAAUGAAGAUGAUAAGGAAGAACAACUGCAGCCAGAAGUUGGCACCUCCCCGGAUUGUCCAGAGGUUACAUUGCCUGUGCUAGAAGCUGAUAAGACACCUUGUUCUCAGGACAGCCAGUCAGUUCCUCAGCCAUCUCAGAAUCAAAACUUACAUCUGUCGUCGUCUGGAGCAAUAGCAGGUGUAUCAGUUUCAAGUCAGGAUGGUCCAUAUCUCCUGCUUGGAGAAUCUGACGAGUCGUGUGAGAACGUGCCUUCUAAUGCUCCUUCUUCAAAGCCAGAGAAAACAGUCGAGUCUUCUCUAACAGCACUGAUUCAGAUGUGCUCCGAGGCGGGCGAAUCAUCCCUUCCGGGGCCAAAUCAGGACCAGAGGUGUAUAUCAACUGAUGUAUCCACCUUUUGCCAGGUUUAUUUACCGCAAGAAUCCAUAUCAUCGUCAUCACCGUCCUUUUGCACCACUGUAGCAAUAGGCAUUCAAUCAAGCAGACCUUCUAGUUAUUCAAGUGCUGUCAACCUAGCAACAAUUGCAUCUGAAGUCGAAGAGAGAGUAAUGCCUUCUUAUACAUCAAGUGAACUCUCGACAUCAGUAACCACAAUGUCAUCUUCCUUGCCGUUACCCCCACCAAAGUCAACUGCUGCAUUCAUUGAUAAUAAUACGCUUCUUAUCAGAAGCGAGGGUUUAGAGACGGUUUCAACAAUCAAUGGUCUAUCCCAAGCUACGACUGCGAUUGAAAGCAUUGGUGACCAAUCUCAAUCCCUCUCAAUUACCGACCGCGUUUGCUCGCCUGAGAUUUCCAGAGCGCCAGCUUUGGGAAACAAACAUCCAGAAUAUCGGCCCAUUGCCCCUGCUCCACAUCCGUCAAAUUUAAGUCCCGACGUGCCUUCAGGGCAUGUUUUUGAGGACAACGAAUAUUACCAUGACAAUGGAUCUUAUCCAAUAAUUAUAGACAGUUUUUCACUGAACGACAGUAUUCAAUAUUCCUUUGCUAAACAGCCUCAAGUCAAUCUGUCAUACUAUCCGACUCCCCAACUGUAUCAAACAGGACAAGCAAGUCAUAACGUUCUCAAUCCCAUUAAUAGCACCGUGGUAAAACGCAGUCUUCCUCUAGAGAAAUUCUACUCGUUUCCCGCACCAAACAGUGGAGACAAACAUCAAGUUGUUCGCUCGCGAUUUCAAGCAGGCCGUCACUACAAGACAACUCGGACUAACUUCAGCCGUCUGAGCCUGGAACCACUGUGUAGUGUAAUUUAUCCGCUGACAAGUUGUUCACGUCCGGUAACACAUCAAAGAUAUAUUCACCCUCUGGCGGAGGAUGCAUCCUGUUUUUCCAGAACGCGGGAAUUGGGAGCUGGCUAAAUAUCACCUAUCAACCGCUGGUCUCAUGCACCACAGACGCAUGCGUUUUGUCUAAAAGCCGCGAGUGUUUGAACAAAAGUUGCCAGUGAACUUCGGCCCUAGCGGAACUAUAAACAAAUCUGUCAUGUGCAUCUUGACUCAUGUAUUUUCAUGAAACAACAAGAAUUCUUCAUCGAUCAACUUCAGACGCCAUGUCUUUUUCUUCUCGACUGAAGUCUUCCUUGAACAUCUUGACUGGCGUUCAGUCUCCGUCGUUGACUUAUUAUUUUUUAAAAUGAGAAUUAGGGACAAAGUUACUGUUGAGUGUAGUCAGCACU